AUGGCUAACAACGUGACCGCUACCAGAGAAGCUACAAGGCGUACUCACACUUACAGUUUCCAUCGCGAAGGCUUGAUUCAAUUGGGGCAAUUGGGUGGAUUGAUCACUGGUCAUAAUAAAACUGUGUUCACUGAGAAUUAUGGAAACAUCUUGACUCUUUUGGACUCACACGUCGACGAAUGGGAGAAGCCUGAUUUGGACUACAUUGCCAACGCUCUUUAUUUGAGCAUAAGAGACGUUCAUGGAAAUUGGAAGAAGAAUGGUAACACUCAUGGUUUCUACAUGAGUUUCUUGAUUGAAAAGGCUCAAGAAUUGGCUAACAAAAAGUUGUGGGAAGCUUUCAACGCCCUUCUGGCCGUUUUGAUUUAUGGGAUCGUGAUGUUCCCUAACAUUCACAAGUUCGUUGAUCUGGCCGCUAUAUGUCUUUUCGUGGAUAAGAAUCCGAUCCCUACUUUGCUAGCCGAUACGUACUAUUCCAUUCACUCUCGACAUGGGAAAGGGGGAGCCAUAAGAAAUUGUUUGCCGUUGUUAUACACCUGGUUUAAGUCCCACCUACCUACAAGUGGUCCUUUCAUUACUUCUACUCAGAAAUGGCCUCAAAGGAUCAUGGGGCUUACCGGAAAUGACAUUGUCUGGUGUCCCACUGGAAUGGACGUGGAGAAAGUUAUAACUAGCUGUGACAAGCCUUUGGACAAAGAGAUAUUCGAAUCCGUUUGCUUUGAAAAGGGAACCGAUCCAAAGGGUCUAGAAAAAGUGAGGAGUGCCUGGAAUAGCAUCCAUACAAAUGAUCAGAUUUCUCUAGGUGAAAAGAAUGCCGUUGCCAAACAAGCCUAUACAGAUUGGGUUGAAGAUAGAGUUAAAGAUCGCCUGUUGCCUUUCCCGAAGGUUAACCCAUUGUACGAGCAACCACCUAAGAUUCCAAUUGCCACUGUGCCUGCUGAGAAUUGUAUCCAGGUAGAUAUGGAAAGCACCCAAUUGCACGAAAAGAAGUCAGAUGCGCAACCGAAACAUUGUCUUGUGGACCAGAAAAAGGUUGAGUUGACACACGAAGCCAAAAUGCUGAAGGGAGGAUCUUCCAGAGUUCAAAAGAGGGCUAGAACGGAAAAAGGUGAAAGAGAUACUACUGUUAUUGUUGAGGAUCACCAGAAGAUCCUAAAAAGGGCCAUGAAAGAGGCAGAAGAGAAACUCAACUACGAGCAAGAUUCUCUGCCUCUCUCAUCAUGCAUCACCUCUGAAUCUACUUCUCGGCAUUCCGGAGCUACUGCGGCGUCAUCAUCUUCAAUAUCUCAAGAAGCGGAGUGCUCUCAAAUUUGGAAUCAAGAACUUGUUCAGUGUGGAAUUCCGAGGAGAGAGGUGUCAUCUCUCGGCGUUUCUGGAAAUUUUGGUUGGCUCUUCGCCGUGAGUUGGCCGGAGAAGACGACCGGAGGUGGUUCUCCGGCGUCUAUGCAUAGUUUCCUCUCUCUCUUCCGUUAUGCAUGCGUGGCACGUAUGUGUUGGCUGUUGUUCCCAUUUUACUGCGUUUUGUCUUUUAGUCAAUGA
This is a messenger RNA of Vicia villosa (hairy vetch), 1539 nucleotides long. RefSeq lists its product as uncharacterized. NCBI's taxonomy places the organism in Eukaryota, Viridiplantae, Streptophyta, Magnoliopsida, Fabales, Fabaceae. The record is from RefSeq and is a predicted model, not a curated record. Bases 1 to 1539 code for a protein of 512 amino acids. The transcript is spliced from 5 exons.